This is a messenger RNA of Neoarius graeffei (lesser salmon catfish), 4562 nucleotides long. RefSeq names its product ankyrin repeat and LEM domain-containing protein 2-like. The record is from RefSeq and is a predicted model, not a curated record. The transcript has 21 exons. Lineage: Eukaryota; Metazoa; Chordata; Actinopteri; Siluriformes; Ariidae. Gene Ontology annotation, cellular component: endoplasmic reticulum. The coding region runs from base 162 to 4235 and encodes 1357 amino acids. Gene Ontology annotation, molecular function: protein phosphatase 2A binding; palmitoyltransferase activity. Gene Ontology annotation, biological process: negative regulation of phosphorylation.
ACAAAGGCGCUGCCGAACUGGAAAAAUGACAGGAAUGAAGGAAUGAGUAAUGGAACAAAUCUCAUUUUACCACAAAGUCUUCGUGAGACUUUAUUUCAGAUAGCGAAGCGUGGUUUCGGUUCACACGUCUGUAUCCGUCGCGGCUCUGAGGGUUCAGUAUAAUGGAGGCAGUCCUGAACAGGCUGCAAAGCCUGACCCCAGAUGAGCUGCGGAAUGAGCUCACAAAGGCAGGACUGAAAUGUGGACCUAUAACUGCUACCACAAGGGGCAUCUUUGAGAAGAGACUUGCCCGAGCCCUUGUGGAGGAUCAGCCGGGAGAGUGCAGUAGGUCAGAGGUGGAAGGUGGAGAAACUGGUAGCUCUUCAGACGACGCUCAGUCUCCACCAGCUCCUUCGGAUGUGCUGAGGUCGGACGCGAGUCCAUCAACGCAUCUUUCUGAAGAUGCUACUCAGCAGACGUCUCCUGAAUCUCCCCCUUUAUUUUAUGGGGUUUUGCCACCUCUAGAUGAUCCAUUGCUCGAUGAUGGUUUCCUCCAUGUUUACGAUGACAGGCAGAAAGCACUAAAAGCAGUGAUGAAGAUCAAAGGUGCACGGUUUAAAGCUUUCCAUAACAGAAUGGAUGCUGAGAACUUCGCGAAGGGCUUGUCUGAUGGUGGCGGGACACCCAGCAAAAAUUCAACGGACAAACUCCAGGUUACAUCUCCAGAGAAAUCACCAAAUCUGGAAACGGCCCAUCUGGAGAAGGCUAAUGAGUUCAGAAGUCCACGCAUACAAGAUCUAACAACAAAACUUAGAAGAGCUGUGGAGAAAGGAGACACGGAGGCUUUUAAAGAGCUUGUCCGGGAUAACCCAAGAUACCUUAUAGGACCUGGAGACACCCCAACCAUUGUCCAGGAAGGCUGCAGAUACAACGUCCUUCAUGUAGCAGCAAAAGAGAACCAAGCAGAGAUGGCAUGCCUCAUAUUGGAGACCCUACAGAGUCCGGAGUUCAUGCGUCGCAUGUAUCCUGAUGAUCAGGAAGACAUGCUGUGGCAACGAAUCGGCUACAUCGUGGAUCUGUACCUCAACACACCCGAUAAAGGGAGCAAUGAGACGCCACUGCACUUCGCUUGUAAGUUUGGAUGCCCAGAGGUAGUGAACGUUCUUUGUUCACAUCCAGACGUUGAUAAGAACUCCAGGAACAAGUAUGGACAGAUGCCACUUAGUAUAAUAUGUCAAAGGAACAACAAAAAUAAAGAAACUAAAGAAAGGAUUCAAGGAUAUUUGGAGGAUCGUUUUUUCGUACCUUUACUGAGAGCCACAGAUAACACCCUCAACCCAGUGAUUGGUGCAGCCUGGGCCCCUGGCACCUCUAAAUAUUGGGAUGUGUCACUAAGCCCUGGGUUGAUAGAAGAUCCUAAAAAUCCAUUGAUGACCAUUAGGGCGUUUGUAGGCCCUCUGAACUUAUCGAAGGCAGAAGAGUUUCACAAGCUGUGGAAAACACCGUCUCGUGAUCGAGCAAGAUACUUUCAUCACAUUUUAAAAUCGGAUCCUGAUCGAGGAGCAGAGAGAGUAGGAAGGGAAUUGGCGCAUGAGAUGGGGUACCCCUGGGCUGAAUACUGGGACUUCUUGAAUUGCUUCACUGACCUUUCCACAGAGGACGGCUUGAGCGUGAUGGAGGAUUAUUUGAACAAACAGAAGAAUGAUCCAGAGAAGAGGUUUUCAGACUUAAGAAGUCCUGAAUCACUCACUGCUUGUAAAAAGGCACCUAAAAUCGACACACUGCUCGAUGAUCAGCUGUCCCCUGGGACAUCGGUGGCCCGAGACAGCUGGACGGAAGGAAACGCCUCUGCGUCUUUCAGUAACAGGUUUCCGGUGUGUGACCUCAGGAAUGAAUUUGAGAAGGUUGCCCUGGACCUGGCUCCUGGUGCUGAGGAUUCAGCAGAUUCGGGUUUAGGUUGUCUCGCUGCGUCUGGUUUAGAUGGAAGCUCUUUAGAAGCGUGGGGCCGGACAGAGAGAGAGGAGGACGACUCCGGCUCAGAGGAGUACCACACAGCGGAUGAGGAUACCGACGCCGUCUGCCAGACCCACAGCAGUGGAGUGCCAGUGACACGAGCACGAGGGAUUCUGGACCAUACCAGUUCCUGCAGCUGUGAGGACGAAGAUCUGAGCAGUUCUGUGUCUUCCUGCUCCUCUUACAAAUCCACACACAGCACACCUGACCAUGCUGAGGAGUUUCAGCCAUGUGUUUUUCUCGCCGGUGACUCUCCCAGUAAGCUGGACAGUGAGGUUUGGUUCGCAGUGACUGGAAUAGACAUCGAUGAGCAGCGCUUCCCUUGCAUUAGCAGAUGGAGGAACGUUGUUGGUUCUUAUCCUGAAUCUCAGAGGCACCGAUGGCCGAGUGUUACAGUGACAAACCGACACACGACGAGCCAGACAUCUACUCCUCGCAGAAUUACACACAGCUGGCUAACAGGCUCGCCCAGCUUCCUCAACAUGAACAAGUUCAUCCCUGCAUCAUCUAACGAGGAUGAAGAUAAGGACGAUGACAUCCGUGCUCCCCUUUAUAAGGACGUCGAGGUUCGGGGAAUCCAGUUUCGGAUGAAGUGGUGUUCCGCGUGCAACUUCUACAGACCCCCUCGCUGCUCCCACUGUAGAGUGUGUGACCACUGUGUGGAGGACUUUGACCAUCAUUGCCCCUGGGUGAACAACUGCAUCGGGAGACGGAACUACCGCUUCUUCUUCCUCUUCCUGCUGUCACUCAGCGUGCACAUGGUGGCCAUUUUCUCUGGGGGUCUCCUGUAUGUACUGGACCACCUGGAAACCCUGUGGGAGCUACGUUCAACUGUCACUUUGUCCAUCAUGAGCAUGUCAGGCCUUUUCUUCAUCCCCGUUAUGGGAUUGGCAUGCUUCCAUAUGGUCCUGGUGGCAACAGGACGAACCACGAACGAACAGAUGAAUAGGAAGUUCCAAGGAGGAGAAAAUCCCUUUACACGUGGCUGCUGUGGCAAUGUGGAGUUUGUUCUGUGUAGUCCUAUUACUCCAAGAUACACCAGGAAGAUGGGAAACAAGCAGACUGUUCACAUACAACCACCGUUCCAAAUACCAGAGUCCCUCAAAAUGUCAUCCAUUAAAGUUGAAGACAAUGGAAUCCAAACUGAAAUGCUUUCUGUAAAGCGACAGUCUGCAGGAGAACUGGAUAUCUCUGGGUGUAAACAGCUGAGCACAGUGCCCCCUCUGCCACCCAAACCUGACCCAGUUCUGCUCAAGAACCACCUGGCCACGUUGCAAGAGAGCUUACUGCAAUCCAAAAGUGCAGUGCUGUCUGUCCAGAGCGCCAUCGAUCAGACGGUAGAGUCAUCUUCCAGAGUGCAUUAUCAAGUUCCCAGGGAGCAGACGGAGUGCAUGACGAACCCCCAGCGCCACAUAAGUGGUUUUGCCCAGGAUCCAUUUUUUGAAUCUGGAAUGGAGCAAACGGAGAACCAUACUCCCGUCUCUACCCAUCUAGUCCUGCAGUCGAGUACACUUCCCAUGAAUGCACUCAUUCUGAACUCCCACUCGCUCACUUUGAAACAUGCCCACUGCAGAGGAAACAGAACCCAUCAGUGUCCCAAUUCUGUGCCAACUUCCUCCGCCCAGGGCAUCCUCAGCCUCUCUUAUGACAGCCUUCUCAGCCCAGCACAACGCGGGACCUUCAAAGUGAACUACCUGCCAUCUUUCCUUCCCUUAGAUCCGAGUCUGGCCAUCAGGUGCCCAGCAGGUGCCCAGCAUGCACCCUCCCGUACCUGUAGCCCAAGUUUUACUGGCACGAGCAGGCAGUCUCCUGUGCACUACGACAGCCUUCCCAAACCUGCCAUGAGUGCUAUCCAGGAACGCCAUGAACUGGAGGAACUAGAAAAGCAGCCAUCUUUCCUUCCCAUUGAGGAUAUGUCUGUCUAUGACACACCCAGUGGGUACAGCCUGCCAUCCCGGAGGCCCACUCCACCUGCCUAUGGCUCUCGAGAAUUCCUCUUGAGCAGUGCAGCGUAUGGCUACGCCUCCUCGAUCCGACGAGCAUCCAGGACUUCCAGCUCAUCCAUGCAUGCCAAUAUGGCCCUCCAGAGUUGCUCAGUCUCACCCUUGGCUUGUAGUUCUCUAGAGCACCAUGCUCAGCACUCAACUUUGUCUAUUCCAUGUCUGAUGCCCAGCUCCUCCUACACAGCGCAGAAAGCUCUGGCUUUAAUCACUACCUCAGAGAGAAAAGACUCAAAUCCAUAGUAUGAGCCCUUGAUUCUCCCAGUCUGUGAAGAAUGUCCCAUUUAUCAUUGUUUGAUUUCACAUGCUUAUAUGUCUCACCUUUUUUUUUUUUUACAGCUUUAUUAUAGAAAGCAGUUAAACUUUUUCAGAUAUUGGCUCUAAUUGGCUUUUGCGAUUGUAACCAAUAUCUGAAUUGGUUGAUAAGUUGAACUGUUAGCAGUGUAAUACUUCCCAUUAGUAGAAAACGUAUAAUAAUCUUCAUUGAUAGACAUAUAACAGUUGCUGUUUGUUCUCUUCUGAACAGAAGUGAAGAACAGUUUCAUGCUAUACAAUAUUCUUUUUAGCAGU